This is a messenger RNA of Cinclus cinclus, 452 nucleotides long. It is a transcript of the gene CALCA, whose product is annotated as calcitonin related polypeptide alpha. The record is from RefSeq and is a predicted model, not a curated record. The coding region runs from base 1 to 417 and encodes 138 amino acids. Gene Ontology annotation, cellular component: extracellular region. Gene Ontology annotation, molecular function: calcitonin receptor binding; hormone activity. Lineage: Eukaryota; Metazoa; Chordata; Aves; Passeriformes; Cinclidae. The transcript is spliced from 3 exons.
AUGGUUAUGCUGAAGAUUUCAUCUUUCCUUGCUGUUUAUGCCUUGGUUGUGUGCCAGAUGGACAGCUUCCAGGCAGCCCCAGUCAGACCUGGCUUGGGGUCCAUAACAGAUCGAGUGACUCUCAGUGACUACGAAGCUCGGAGGUUGUUAAAUGCGCUGGUGAAAGAGUUCAUACAGAUGACAGCAGAAGAGCUGGAGCAAGCCUCCGAGGGGAACAGCCUGGAUAGACCCAUUUCCAAGCGCUGUGCCAGUCUGAGUACUUGUGUGCUGGGCAAACUGUCUCAAGAAUUGCACAAAUUGCAAACUUACCCUCGCACUGACGUCGGGGCUGGAACUCCUGGCAAGAAACGGAAUGUGCUGAGUGACCUGGAACAUGAACGCUAUGCAAGCUAUGGGGAACCCCUAGGAAACAACUAGACAUGCUUAUUUCUCCCCCUCCUCCCCCUUUUUUA